This is a messenger RNA of Penicillium brevicompactum, 1458 nucleotides long. RefSeq names its product ATP-dependent RNA helicase DBP5 (gene dbp5). Gene Ontology annotation, molecular function: RNA helicase activity; ATP binding; RNA binding. Gene Ontology annotation, cellular component: cytoplasmic stress granule; nucleus. The record is from RefSeq and is a predicted model, not a curated record. The transcript is spliced from 6 exons. Lineage: Eukaryota; Fungi; Ascomycota; Eurotiomycetes; Eurotiales; Aspergillaceae. Bases 1 to 1458 code for a protein of 485 amino acids. Gene Ontology annotation, biological process: poly(A)+ mRNA export from nucleus.
AUGUCCGCCGAGAACACCGAGAUCCCUGCUGGCGGCGGCUCCUUGGCCGACCGUAUUAGCAAGCCUGACGAUGCGAAGCCCGCCGAUACCUCUCUCACUGGCAAGGAAGAUGGUGCCUCCGGUCUGGCGCAAGGCUCUGCGGAACUGGAGGAGCCUGAUUACAAUGUUGAGGUGAAGCUGAGCGAUUUGCAGGCGGAUCCCAACAACCCUCUGUUCUCAAUUAAGACCUUCGAAGACCUCGGCCUGGACGAGCGCAUUCUCAAGGGCCUCUCCACCAUGAACUUCCGAAAGCCCUCCAAGGUCCAGGAGCGCGCCCUUCCCCUCUUAAUGAGCAACCCGCCAAAGAACCUGGUUGGCCAGUCGCAGUCCGGAACUGGAAAGACAGCUGCCUUCGUCCUGAACGUCCUCAGUCGUCUCGAUCUAUCAGAUGAAAUGCGCACCCAGCCGCAAGCUCUGAUCCUUGCCCCCACCCGUGAACUGGCCCGCCAGAUUGUCGGAGUCAUUCAGAUUAUGGGACAGUUCCUUGACGGUCUUACCAUUGGAACAGCUGUUCCUGCUGAUGCGAGCGCUCGCCCUUCGAAGAUGGAAGCCGCGGUUGUGGUGGGCACCCCCGGUACUGUUCAGGAUAUGAUCAAGAAGCGCGUGAUGAACCCUAGCGCAUUGAAGGUCCUUGUGUUGGAUGAGGCCGACAACAUGCUCGACCAGCAGGGUCUUGGAGACCAGUGCAUCCGCGCCAAGGCCAUUAUCCCCCGCACCGUUCAAAUUGUCCUCUUCUCUGCCACUUUCCCUGCCCAUGUCUACCGCUACGCCGGCAAAUUCGCCCCCAAUGCCAACGAAAUUACUCUGCAACAUGAGGAGUUGACCGUUGAGGGUAUCAAACAGCUCUACAUGGACUGUGGCAGUGACGAGGAGAAGUACCAGAACCUCGUUCAGCUCUACGGAUUGCUCACUGUCGGAUCUUCUAUUAUCUUUGUCCGGACACGUCAUUCCGCCGCUGAAAUCGAGCGUCGCAUGGUUGCCGAGGGCCACACGGUUGCCUCGUUGACCGGUGGUGUCGAAGGAAGCCAUCGCGAUGCAGUCAUUGAUUCUUUCCGCAGCGGUGAGGCCAAGGUUCUCAUCACGACCAACGUCCUUGCCCGUGGAAUCGAUGUCUCCACCGUGUCCUUGGUGGUCAACUAUGAUAUCCCCGAGGAAUACACCGCUGGCCAGCGCACACACACUCCCGACUUCCAGACUUAUCUCCACCGUAUUGGUCGUACUGGUCGUUUCGGCCGUAUUGGAGUUGCUAUCUCGUUCGUUUCCAACCGUGACGAAUGGGAGAUGCUGCGCAAGAUUCAGGAGCACUUCCAGUGCACCAUUGAUCGCAUCGACACCAGCGACUGGGAUGAAGUGGAGGAAAUUAUCAAGAAAACGAUCAAGAACACUCGCGCCCAGGCCGGAUUCAACCAGGGAGCUUAG